AUGCGCGCUGCCCGGUGGCUCGGGCUGGGGCUGCUGCUCUGGCUCUGCCGCCCCGCCGAGCCCUGGUACAGGCUGCCGGCCGGACCCCCCCACUACUCGGUGGGCAGAGCCUCGGGGCUGCUCUCCGGGUUCCGCCGCCCGCCCCACGCCCGCCGCUCCGGCACCGACGGCACCGCGCUGCUGCCCGGUCAGCCCGACCGGCUCCUCGCCGCGGCACUGUGCGUGACGGAUGUGGCCCCCGAGCCGCGGAGCUGCCGGGUGCUGCCUGGAGCCCCCAGCGCUCUCCAAUGCAAGGCGGACGUGACCGUGUCCUUGGACCCCGGGGAGUGUGCGGAUGCCUGA
Messenger RNA from Chroicocephalus ridibundus (black-headed gull), 342 nucleotides. It is a transcript of the gene NPB, whose product is annotated as neuropeptide B. Bases 1 to 342 code for a protein of 113 amino acids. Gene Ontology annotation, biological process: G protein-coupled receptor signaling pathway; feeding behavior. The record is from RefSeq and is a predicted model, not a curated record. Gene Ontology annotation, molecular function: G protein-coupled receptor binding. NCBI's taxonomy places the organism in Eukaryota, Metazoa, Chordata, Aves, Charadriiformes, Laridae. The transcript is spliced from 2 exons.